Molecule: messenger RNA, 1596 nt
Organism: Trametes versicolor FP-101664 SS1
Lineage: Eukaryota; Fungi; Basidiomycota; Agaricomycetes; Polyporales; Polyporaceae
Exons: 9
Coding region: 1-1596 (531 amino acids)
Biological process (GO): riboflavin biosynthetic process
Molecular function (GO): GTP cyclohydrolase II activity
Source: RefSeq, a predicted model, not a curated record
AUGCCUGUUUCAGACGCCAUCCUCACUCAGAUCCUCACCCAGCUCGAGGCGCUCCAGGUCUCGCAGCAGACCUUGGCAGCCAAGGUCGAUGCGCUGACACCGCCGAAAACCCCCUCGAGCGCGCCGCAGAGCAGCGGGACGCCCGCCACCAGCGGGCAGGCAGCCGCGGAGGCGAUGAUGGCCAUGGAAGCGCCGACUGCGUCCCCGCACUCCUCCCUCAUCUCGCCCUCGACCUCGCCCGCGACCGGCACACUCUCGAACAAUGAACGCGACAAGGAGCGGGAGAAGGUGCUGUACACAUCGCGGGUGAUGCUCACCACGUACCCCGACCAGCACGGCAUCAAGCCGUACCAGCUGCAGUGGGGCGCGGCCGAGGCUGCGACGCGCGGGCCUAUCAUCUGCUCACGGCUGCCGUCGACCAUCAAGCAGCGCAACGCGAUUGGGGCGCACUCCGGGUCGUACUCGAUCUACCGCGCGCUCGCGAUCGCGAUGGGCACGCUCGACCCGACGCACAAGCCGGACUACAGCAUGACGGAGCCCGCAGUGUCCGUCCCGCCGCAGCCGUCGUGGUCCGACCCGACGAAGAUCGUCUCGUUCGACCCGUGGGGCCAUCUGGUGCCGCAGGUGUACAAGCGGGAGCUGGAGGAGCUCGGGCUGGACGUACGUCCGAGCAUCGCCGUCACGCGCGCGCAUAUGAAGCUGUCCGAGAUCGACGAUACCGUGCGGAAGGGCGGGCUUACGAUUGACGGCAAGAUUCUGCUGAAGAGCGCCCCCCUGGUCAACGCAGACGGGACGCAGAGCUCAGAGGACCCUGGCGUGGAAAUCGCUAUCAGCAAGGCGGCUGUCGAGCCCGUGUGGUAUCUUCCGGGUGUCGCUGAGCGGUUUGGCAUUUCCGAGGCCUUGUUGCGUCGCGCACUCUUCGAAGACACGGGAGGAAUGUACCCUGAGCUCAUCACGCGCCCAGAUAUCAAAGUCUUCCUCCCUCCGAUCGGCGGCUUGACAGCAUAUAUCUUUGGAAACCCUGCAUUCCUAUCAGACGAGUCGAAAGAACUCACCCUGCGUGUUCACGACGAGUGCAACGGUUCUGACGUCUUCGGCUCGGAUAUUUGCACGUGCAAGCCGUAUCUCAUCUAUGCGAUCGAGGAGUGCAUCCGAGGGGCGCAGCGUGGUGGCGUCGGUCUCGUCGUAUACUUCCGCAAGGAGGGGCGUGCUCUCGGCGAGGUCACAAAGUAUCUUGUGUACAACCUGCGCAAGCGUGGCGGCGACUCGGCGGACAAGUACUUCAAGGCGACGGAGCUCAUCGCCGGUGUGAAGGACAUGCGCUUCCAGGCACUCAUGCCCGACGUGCUGCACUGGUUCGGUAUCAAGAAGAUCGACAACAUGGUGUCCAUGAGCGACAUGAAAUACGACGCUAUCGUACAGUCCGGCAUUCCCAUCCACAAGCGCUAUGAUAUUCCCGAGCAUCUUCUGCCUCCCGACUCGCGCGUCGAGAUCGACGCGAAGAUCGCCGCGGGCUACUUCUCUCACAACAAGAUCAUCACGGAGGCGGAUUUGGUCAAGACGGUCGGGCGUACGUGGGAGGAGACGGAGCACUGA